AUGAAGGAACAAGGCUCCUUCGACGACCUCCGCGAUGACUACGCCGCUCAUGAUCGCGCAGAGUCCAGCGAGCCACUCCUCAAGGAGCAUCUCCCGCCCCUCCAACCGUCCUUUUCGAUCCACCGCGUCUUCCGCAUUAAUCCAAGACUAAGACGCCUCAUUCUCAUGGCGUUUGCUUCGCUCUCUACUCUCUCUCUCAUUACCUUCGCCUCCGUUUCCAUAUUUGCGUCCCGCCCGGACACUCUUGGUACCGUCCCACCUCCCGAGAAUAUCCAGCCCGAGACCGGUGCUCUUGAGACCAACAGCUCAUCUCUUGCCAUCCAAGACAAGGUUGCAGAUACGCCUUCACAUUCACCAUACGUCCUCGGCCCACCUACCCAGCGUUUCCGCGACAACCUCCGCAAUGACACCCUUUACAUCACUUCCUGGAUCUCAGCCGGUUGGACCAACGACGUAAUGACUUAUGCCAAUCUCAUCUAUCUUGGCGUCCUCACGGGCCGCGUGCCCCUCAUUUCGGUCUUUACGCCCUCUCACGUUGGCGGCGAGGCCGGAAACAUUCCCUUUGGUGACGUUUUCGACGUUCCUCGGUUUAUACAGGACUCGGGCAUCGAUAUCAUUGAGUGGAGAGAUGUCAAAGAUCCGUACAGUCCUCAGCUCGAGGACAUAGGCUGCUGGAAUCUUUGGGAAUCUGUGCAGUAUCACGAGCACGCUCCCAGAAUCAGCUCGAUCCCUGAUUGGUUACAGCUAGACAUAUCGUACACGAGGACACCGGAAUGGGUUAAGAUGAUACCAAACUACGAGCAUGACCAGCACAGCACGUUCUGGUCUGUCGCUCGAUUUGGCUUCUCAGAAGACCGUUCCAGAUACCUCGGCAAUCCCUCGCCGUCCCCCCACCACCAAGUCACCCUCGAUCCCGACGAGCAGGUAUUAUGUUUUGAUUACCUGUAUUACUUGUGCGCUCAGCAGUCGUUUGAAUACGAGUACGAUUAUGCCCCUGCGUGGCGAUUCGUAGGUACCUAUCUACGGUGGACGCCGCGUAUCGAGGACCUAGCCGCGUCGUAUGUCAGGCGAUCAUUCGGUCUGCUAGAAAGUGAUGCUACCCCUCCCUACAUAUCGAUUCAUGUUCGACACGGGGAUUUCCGUAGUUGGUGCCCCUCAACCACCGCCCCCGAAGACUGCUUUGCUCCGAUCUCCGCCAUUGCUAGGCGCGUCCAAGAGGUGCAGGACGAGAUACGUGAGCGCCAUUACGUGUCCAUACCAGAUAACAGAGUGAUUGUGACGACGGACGAGACUGACGAAGCGUGGUGGGCCGAUGUGACGUCGCGCGGAUGGGUCAGGAUCGAUCAUGAUGCGUGGCAGACCGCGCAGACAUACGGUAAAUGGUAUACGGUUAUUCUUGACGCUGCUAUCCAGUCGAACGGGCUUGGAUUCAUCGGCACGGACCGCUCGACAUUUACGACGUUAUCUCGACGCCGAGUACACGAUUGGCAUGCUGGCGCGACGCGCGUUGUCAAGUGGGGAGUGAAGGAUGCCGAUGCCCACUGA
This is a messenger RNA of Fibroporia radiculosa, 1545 nucleotides long. RefSeq lists its product as uncharacterized. Bases 1 to 1545 code for a protein of 514 amino acids. Lineage: Eukaryota; Fungi; Basidiomycota; Agaricomycetes; Polyporales; Fibroporiaceae. The transcript has 7 exons. The record is from RefSeq and is a predicted model, not a curated record.